Messenger RNA from Triticum urartu, 1506 nucleotides. The record is from RefSeq and is a predicted model, not a curated record. Lineage: Eukaryota; Viridiplantae; Streptophyta; Magnoliopsida; Poales; Poaceae.
GGCUCCAUCUCGUCCCACUCCCGUCCAUCCAUCCAUAGCUGAAACUGAAAGUCCCACACAUCAUCACCGCACCGCCCUUGUUAGCAGCCAUGACCGCUCUCGACUUCAUGCCCGCCGAGAAGCCCCCCCAAGCCGGCAGCGUCGCUCUUGGCACCACCACCCACAAUGCCGCCGCCGCUGCCGCCAUGCGGGUGCGCGAGUUCGUCCAGCAGAGGAGGCUGGAGGGGAAGGUGGCCAUCGUCACCGGCGGGGCGCGCGGGAUCGGGGAGGCGAUCGUGCGCGCGUUCGUCCGGCACGGCGCGCGCGUGGUGAUCGCCGACAUCGACGACGCGGCGGGCGAGGCUCUGGCUGCCGCGCUGGGCGGCGCCCUCUGCAGCUACGUGCACUGCGACGUGUCGGUGGAGGCCGACGUGGAGCGCGCGGUCGGUUGCUGCGUGGCGCGGUACGGGCGGCUGGACGUCCUCUGCAACAACGCCGGCGUGCUGGGCCAGCAGACGCCGCCCUCGGGAGCGGGCGCGGGCGCCAAGAGCGGCGGCAUCGCGACCCUGGACGCCGCCGAGUUCGACCGGGUGCUGCGCGUGAACACGCUCGGCGCGGCCCUCGGCAUGAAGCACGCGGCGCGGGCCAUGCUGCAGCGCCGCGGCGCAGGCGGGAGCAUCGUGUCGGUGGCGAGCGUGGCCGGCGUGCUGGGCGGGAUGGGCCCGCAUGCGUACACGGCGUCGAAGCACGCGCUGGUGGGGCUGACCAAGAACGCGGCCUGCGAGCUCGGGGAGCACGGCAUCCGCGUGAACUGCGUGUCCCCCUUCGGCGUGGCCACGCCAAUGCUGGUGAAUGCGUGGCGCCACAGCCACCAUGAUGAAGAUGAAGACGGGAGCGCGGCGGCGCCGGUGAGCGCGGAGGAGGUGGAGAAGGCGGAGGAGAUGGUGCGCGGCAUGGCGACGCUCAAGGGCACGACGUUGAGGGCAGGGGACAUCGCGGAGGCGGCGCUGUUCCUGGCCAGCGAGGAGUCGAGGUACAUCUCCGGGCACAACCUCGUCGUCGACGGCGGCGUCACCACCUCCAGGAACGUCAUCGGGCUGUGAUGGAUGGUGAAGUCAAACCGAUUGAGAUGCAGUUGGAGGGGAGUACGUGCUCCAGUGUCGCAAUCAAGUACAGCUCCAGUGAGUGGGCCAAGCCGCAUGCACGAACUGUACUUAAAUUAAUUAUAAGUUGGCAAUAGUGGUAAGACUAGUCAUAAUGGAGAGUAACAUACACUAAUAACAUACACGUAUCCCUAGACUAUGUUACUAACCUCAUAGUGGGUAGAAAUUAAGUGUGGUAACAUGCAAGGAUUCAUUUAUUAGGUUAUAUACUCAUGUUGCAUUGGGACAUGCGAUGUUACAGUAACUAGCUAAGUUACUACAACUCCCUGUCUCCUCAUUAACUCAUUGCCACAUAAGCAAAUUUGCUGAGUUGUACUCGAUGUUACUGCUGAAGUUACUCCCACUGUGGCUAGUCUAAGUAGGA